AAUCACACAUCAGUGAGAAGAUUAUGCAAAAUUAAUUUUUACAAGAAUGCAGGAUCUUUAUAAUAUCUGCCAAGAAUGCAAGACCCUCUUUUUUUUUGGCAACAUGACUAAUUCUGUGUACAAUUAAGACUCAUGGUUUAUUUUUUGUUUUUGACCACAAAUGGAAACACAAGUGCGGUACGAUUUAGCCUGACGAAUGAGUAUGAUCAUGUAGGUGUGAUUCUACAAUGCAUGAGUUGUGUAGGCACGCUUCAAGUGGAAUGGAUACUUAUAAGAAAACUCCAAACUUCAGUGUAGAUCACUAUUGUGUCUUACUGGCUAGCUUCACAUGAGUUCAACAAAAAUGACGGAAAACAUGUUUGCAGUACUCUAUGUUUUCAUCCUUUGUAUUCAGGUUGCAUUUUCUCUCACAAAUUGCGGCAAGACGUCCAUGUUUCUAAAGAUCUACAUGUCUCACCCUGAAGACUGCUCUUUGUAUUAUGUUUGUUUCCAUGGACGUCGGUUCCUGAAGAAAUGUGACGAUGACGAGGUAUUUGACAGAAAUUCGAAAUCCUGUGUACCUAAAGGAUCAAAGACCGAUUCCUGUUCUUCAAUGCUAGGUAAGCAUUCUAUGAUAUGUUCAUCACCUGGAGAUUUACUUCCGCAUGCCCAGAGUUGUGCCAAGUACUUCGAUUGUUCCAGCAAGUCCAAUGGAGGCAUUCCUAGAACUCGGGAAUGUCCUUAUCCACAUUUAUUUGACCGCGCCACAAAGUCCUGUCGAUAUUUUACGGAGGUUGAUUGCAAAGACAGACCGGAACCUAAACAUCCAUGUGACUACGAUGUGAAGCCGUGCCUUGGUAGCCACUGUCCCCCGUGUAGGUCCCAGUACCCCAGCUGUGUCGGCCGCCCGGACGGUCUGAGUCCCUGGAAAGGGAGGGAACUCACCCAGCACUACGUCAUCUGUUCCUUAGAGAGGGCAAUCUUCCGCGGAGUGUGCACAAAUUCUCGAAUAUUCCAUCCUACAAAACUGAAAUGUGUUAAUUUAGACCAAGUUAAACCAACGUUAGACCAAAAAAUCAAAAAGGGUUUAAUAUUGAGAUAA
This is a messenger RNA of Magallana angulata, 1081 nucleotides long. RefSeq lists its product as uncharacterized. Gene Ontology annotation, molecular function: chitin binding. NCBI's taxonomy places the organism in Eukaryota, Metazoa, Mollusca, Bivalvia, Ostreida, Ostreidae. Gene Ontology annotation, cellular component: extracellular region. The transcript has 3 exons. Bases 329 to 1081 code for a protein of 250 amino acids. The record is from RefSeq and is a predicted model, not a curated record.